ACGAUCAGUGUGUCAUCUCACCGCGCGUGGCAUUUUUCACAACCACCUACCAUGGCCCCAGGCUCACGGCUUUGCGUUCCUGCGUUGUUGGCGGCCGUGUCGUGCGUUGGGGGAUUCAUCCUUCCGUCGUCAGGCCCCACGAACCGCGGUACGCUUCGAAAACGAGGCUGCAAUGGCUUGCCAACUGUUAGAGGUUCGCCCGCCUCUUCGGCGCACGAUUACUGCCGCCCCCGACGAGACUCGAGACGGAGUGCCCUCGGACCCGAUGGAAAGGAGAUCGACAUCAUCAGGCAUCGAGAGGCCUAUUCAUAUGCUGAGUAUUGGGACGAAUUUUACGCCGGGGGAGAGGCUGGAAGCCUUAAGGACGGAGAGUCGUACGACUGGUUCUUCGGCUACUCGAGGCUGGCGGUUUACUUGAACCUUCACGUCGGCGGGGCGAGGGCGGGCCGCGUGUUGGUGCUGGGGUGCGGCAACUCGGAGGUGUCGCCCAAGAUGUGGGAGAACGGAUGGAAAGACAUUGUGAGCAUCGACUUCUGCAACCCCGUGAUCGAGGCUAUGCAAUCGGCGCAUGCCGACAAGCCCGGGAUGGAGUGGAAGGUGAUGGACGCCAGAGAUAUGGCGGAGCUCGAGACGGGCUCUUUCGAUGCUGUGAUCGACAAGGGUCUCACUGACUCCGUCAUGUACAACGAUAAGUUCUCCGUCAUGAUGGCAAAGGUGUCCUACGAGGUGGCCCGUGUGCUGAAGCCCGGAGGGGUGUACUUGAUGGCCGACUAUCGGGACCCCGAGCGGAUACAGGAGCUGUUCGAGCGCGACGAGUGGGAAGGGGGCUCGCUCACGCAAGAAGGAAAGAUCACCUCCAAGGUGCAUCUCUUCAAGGGAAAGCGCUCGUCUGUGGAGCCACAAACGCCCGACUUCCUGGAGGAGUUGAUAGAGGAGGUAGAGGGGGACGUUCAGGGAGAGGUGCUAGAAGCGAUCCCGCAGGAGGACUCUCAGGAGUGGCUGGUAGAUGCUAUCGCCCAGGGCACCAUCAGUAUACCGGAUGAAGGCCCCGUGGAUGAGGUGCCUCACAAGGACGUGGGGCAGGACAAGCCCUUCAAGUUUUAACCAAGCGUGCUUGGUGCUAUUUUGUGUGGGGGUUUUUGUUGGUGAGCAUCAUCGAUGGCGCUAUCGUGCCCCGCCUGACCGGCCAAAUGAAAAUAUCGUGCAACCACGUCGUCGUGGCUAUCGUACAGCUGGCCGUGUGUGUUUUUGUGUGUGCUUGCACGGGUGCUUCAUGCGGUUCGUGUGCGUGUGCCUGUGUACCUUCUGUAGUGACGCUGGCGGGCCUCUGGACACGGGUCAUGUAGGGCUCGAGGAGGAGAACUGGAGCAUACGCAUUAUGACGAACAAACGUACUACUGGAUGACCGACGAAGUAACCCUUCACAAUAUGCUGCAAUUGAUCUACCCCCCCUCUAGGAACGAUUGGCCAUCGGUGAUCGGUCCUGUGGGAACAAUGCUCCGUCCUCUCGAGGACGCGUGGUCAAUGGUCUAACCGCUAAGACAUGCAAAACAUAAGAGUACGCCCCCCCCCCUCCCCCUCUGCUGUAAUAGUUAUCGGGAGGUCGGGAGGCCGUACAGAGGGCCCCGUCUUGACGUGGGUUCCCUGUCUUGACACCUAAGGGGGUGUGCCUGACAGGUUAGCAUGUUGUUCAGAGAAGUCGAAGCAGAAACCAGGAGGUAGGAGAAGUAAGUGUGUGUGCCCCUUGGUGCCCCGACUGUUUUGGCGAGCGUCGGGGCCACGCCAUCCUCAGAAUAUCUGUCGUUGAUU
This is a messenger RNA of Ectocarpus sp. CCAP 1310/34, 1809 nucleotides long. Lineage: Eukaryota; Phaeophyceae; Ectocarpales; Ectocarpaceae. The record is from the annotation of a GenBank genome assembly.